Molecule: messenger RNA, 2022 nt
Organism: Entamoeba dispar SAW760
Lineage: Eukaryota; Evosea; Mastigamoebida; Endamoebidae
Exons: 1
Coding region: 1-2022 (673 amino acids)
Source: RefSeq, a predicted model, not a curated record
AUGAAUAUUCUUGAUAUUAAAGAAAUUCAACCAUUAAAAUAUGCAGAUAAUUUAAUUGAUAAUAUUUAUAAUAAAGGAUUGAUUGAAAUGAUUAUGAAUAAAACAUUUACAUUUUUUAUUUUACAAGAUGGAACACUUAAAUAUUAUAAUUCAAAUGGAACAUUUGGAGAAUUUGAUGAAAUAGGAGAAGGAAGAACAUUUUAUAUUUUUAAUGAAAAGACAAAUAUUAUUAUUAGAGGAGAUUGUACAGGAAAAAUUUUUUUUGAUAUGUAUAAAGAAGAAGAAAAUAAAUGGAUUAGUGCAAUAGAUACAUUUUUUGUAGAAAAUAAUAAUAAACUUUCAUUUCAUGAUCCUGAAUUAUCAAAAAUGUAUUUUUUUGUUGGAGAAAAUAUAUUACAAAUAUAUAGUUAUUCAGUUGUUUUAUUAAAUGAAAAUAGUGAAAAAACAGAUAAAAUUAAAGAAGCAAAAAAUUUUGCUAUUUUAGUUCAAAAUAUAGAAGAUAUUCAAUUAAAAGGAAAUCCAUCUAAUGUUAUUAUGUCAAAAUAUGGAUUAUUUAUUAUUCAACGAGAAAUUAUUGAAUUUUAUAAAUUUAAUACAAAUGAAUUAUUAGAAAUUCAAAUAACUCCAGAAAUAUUUAAAACAAAAGAUUUUAGAAUUAUUCAAUAUUAUAUUCAUCCACAAACAUCAGAUUUAAUAAUGAUUUCAGAAAAAGGAGAAGUUUAUUUAAUUGAUUCAAAAUCUAAUCUUUUAAUUCCAAUAAAAAUUGGAGAAAUUGAAAUUCCAAAAGAAAAUUAUAAAAUUCAUUUUUAUUAUAGAUUCCUUAUUAUUUUAACAGAUUAUAAAAUGUAUAUUUAUAAUAUGAGAAAAAUGAAAAAUCCAAUUAUUAUAAAUACUAUAAAAAAUUAUGAAGUAAUAUCUAUUGUUUCAUGGAAUAAUCCAGAUGUAUCUAUUGGAUUUUAUUCUAAUUCAUUAAAAUCAUUUAAUGAAUAUUUAUUUAAUGAAAAAAUGAAAUAUUCAAAUGAUAUGAAAGAAGGAAUGUUAUAUUUUUUAUUAAAUGAUUUUAAAAAUACAUUAAUUGGUAUUCAAUAUUUAAAUUCACAAUUAAUUACAAAAUUUUUAGAUAGACUUGGAAAUGAUCUUCCUCUUAUUAUUUUUCUUUCAACAAAAGUUGAAUAUAGAGAAUAUGCUAUAAAUCGAUUUAAAGAAAAAUAUAAACAUGAAUAUUUAAUAAAUAUGGCUAAUGGAUGGAAUCCUAAAGAUAUUGAAAUAUAUUUUACUAAAUUACAAGAAAUAAUAAAACCAGAAAAACAUAUUUUAUUAAAUAAUUUAAUAAAAAAAGAAUGGGAACCUAAAAAAUUUAAUUUAGCUGAUAUAACAGUUCAAUUAAGUAAUAAUCCUACAGAAGAAAAAAUUAAUAAAGUAUAUUCAUUACUUGGAAUUACAAAUAAAAAUCAAGUUAUUUAUAUUCCUGAUGAACUUAUUAUUUCAAUUACUCAACAUCAAACAAAUUGGUUUAGACCAUUAAUAAUUCCAUUAUUAAAAUUAAGACCUUAUGAAUUAUUACAACAUAUGAUUAUUAUUACUGAUGAUCUUCCACAAAUAGAUAUUAUUAUAAUAUUUCAACAAGUUUUUACACCUAUUAAUUUAUAUUAUCAAAAAAAUCAAUUUAAUAAAGAUCAACAAAUUGUUUAUGCAAUAUUUAUUACUAUUAUCUCAUCAUUUAAUAAAGCAUUAGAAAAUAUUAAUGAUGAAUUAAUUCCAAUUUUCCUUGAAAGAUUAGUUGCUUUUCCAUUAGAUAAACUUACUAUUAAUUAUAAAUUACUUUGUUCUCAAGCAUUACAUAAAUCAUUGAUUAAAGGAAAUAUGGAAUUAGCAGAAAUUAUUUUUAAGAUAAUUUGGAGAAAAUAUACACCAUCAACAAUUGAAAAUAUUUUAGAAGAUAUUCUUCAACAAGAAUUAUAUGAAAAACAAAUUACAACAGAAGUACAACAAUGGAUAAUAAAGAAAAUUUCAUUGAAUUAA